This is a messenger RNA of Racocetra fulgida, 169 nucleotides long. The record is from the annotation of a GenBank genome assembly. Lineage: Eukaryota; Fungi; Glomeromycota; Glomeromycetes; Diversisporales; Gigasporaceae.
ACAUUUAAUGAAAAAUCUUCUUGGUUAUCAUAUAAAGAAUUGCUUUUAUUAUCUGAUAAACAACCUUUAUCAUUAGAUGAACUAUUAUUACUAGACAAACUUUCCUUAAAUGAUGAACCUUCUACAAAUAGUAAACCUUUUCUAAAUGAAUCUUCCUUAUUAGCAGAAG